AGAACCCGGCUAGGCGGCGCCAAGUCCACAUCCGGGAGAGGCGAGGAGAGCGGAAGUGGCGUUGGUCUGGCCGGAGCCCUUGGGUGAAAUUGUUAGGCGUGGAGAGGCAGUGAUGUCUUCCAGACUCGGUGCAGUACCCGCCACGCCGGGACCCACAUCUUUUAAGCAGCAGAGGAGCGCGAGGAGCGUGGGCGCCAAGAAUAGCAGGACCCAGUGCUCCAUAAAGGACAAUAGUUUCCAGUAUACUAUCCCUCACGAUGACUCCUUAAGUGGCUCGUCGUCUGCCUCUUCGUGUGAACCUGUGAGUGAUUUUCCAGCCUCCUUCCGAAAAUCUACCUACUGGAUGAAGAUGAGAAGGAUCAAGCCAGCUGCAGCUCCUCACGUUGAAGGAUCAGGUGCCGCAGCAACCAAAGGAAAAAGGAAACCCAGGCAGGAGGAAGAUGAAGACUAUCGAGAAUUUCCUCAGAAGAAGCAUAAACUUUAUGGGAGGAAGCAACGGCCUAAAACUCAGCCCACUCCCAAAUCCCAGCCUCGUCGUAUUCGGAAGGAACCACCAGUUUAUGCGGCAGGCAGUUUGGAAGAGCAGUGGUACUUGGAAAUUGUGGAUAAAGGCAGCGUCUCCUGUCCUACCUGCCAGGCAGUCGGCAGGAAGACCAUUGAGGGUUUAAAGAAACACAUGGAGAACUGUAAACAGGAAAUGUUUACUUGUCAUCAUUGUGGGAAACAACUGCGGUCACUGGCAGGGAUGAAGUAUCAUGUCAUGGCAAAUCAUAAUAGUUUGCCCAUUUUGAAGGCCGGUGAUGAAAUAGAUGAGCCGAGUGAAAGGGAACGGCUCCGAACAGUUCUCAAGAGACUGGGAAAGCUCAGAUGCAUGCGUGAGAGUUGUUCCAGUAGCUUUACCAGCAUCAUGGGAUAUCUGUACCAUGUUAGAAAAUGUGGCAAAGAGGCUGCAGAGCUGGAGAAGAUGACCCUGAAAUGUCACCACUGUGGAAAACCGUAUAGAUCAAAGGCGGGGCUUGCGUAUCACCUGAGGUCAGAGCAUGGGCCUAUCUCCUUCUUUCCAGAAUCAGGACAGGCAGAGUGCUUAAAGGAGAUGAGCCUGGAGCCAAAGAGUGGGGGCCGAGUUCAGAGACGUUCUGCCAAAAUAGCUGUGUACCACCUACAGGAGUUGGCCUCUGCUGAGCUGGCCAAGGAAUGGCCUAAGAGGAAGGUGCUUCAGGAUCUGGUACCUGAUGAUAGGAAGGUAAAGUUAAAAUACACCCGCCCUGGGCUACCUACCUUCAGCCAGGAGGUCCUGCACAAGUGGAAGUCAGAUAUCAAGAAGUAUCAUCGCAUUCAGUGUCCUAACCAGGGUUGUGAGGCUGUCUACAGUAGUGUAUCUGGCCUUAAAGCUCACCUGGGCUCUUGUACAUUGGGAAACUUUGUGGCCGGAAAAUACAGGUGUCUUCUAUGUCAGAAGGAAUUUGUGUCAGAGAGUGGUGUCAAGUAUCACAUCAACUCUGUCCAUGCCGAGGACUGGUUCGUUGUAAACCCAACAACAACCAAAAGCUUUGAGAAGCUGAUGAAGAUAAAGCAGCGGCAGCAAGAAGAAGAAAAGCGGAGGCAGCAGCACAGUAGCAGAAGGUCCCUGAGGAGGCGACAGCAGCCUGGCGUCGAGCUUCCCGACUCCGAGCUGAGUGCUAGAGUAGGCAAGGAUCAGAGGAGGAGCAAUGAGGACCUGGUAGUGUCAACCUCCUGUAAGGAACCAGAGCAGGAGCCAGUGCCAGCGCAGUUCCAGAAAGUCAAGGUCCCAAAGACUAACCAUAAACGAGGAAGGAAGUAGGCAGUGGGUGUGGAGCGCUCCCAGGAGAGUGAUGGGAUGCUGUUGUCAUGGGGACCUGUGUGGGGAGGACCGAGUCAUGGGGCUGAGGGAAGAUGCUUGCAGCUGUUUGUGUAAGGCUGUUACCUCUCAGCUCCUCCUCCUGUGUAAAUUUCACUGUCUUCCCUACUCAUUCACUUUUCAUUCCCUCCUCCCAUUUUAGUAGGUUUUCCUGCUAUUCCUCGUUGGAGUCCUCUUGUUUUUCUCUUAUCUUGCCCAAAGAACUCCCUCUUAAGGCCAAAGUAUAGGCCUCUCUUGCCCUGUACAAGACUAAGAAACCUGUUUUGUUGUCCUUUCCUUCCUGGGGUAUAGAAUGUUCUUGGAAGAUCCAUUGAUUUAGUAGCCGCUCCGUCAUCUAGCUUAUAAAACAAUUCCAAGCUAAUUUUUAAAAACCAUAACUGAUUUAUCAUUUUGUGUUUGUGAUACAAUAUGCCUAGAAGCUAGAACCGUUGCCACUCAUGUAAUAAGGUCAUCUUGUCUCCUUGGAAAACAGACUUUAUGGAGGUUGUUUGAAUUCAAUAUGGUUUUAGGAUUGAAAGUAAGAAAAUAGAUGUAGGACGAAAAAGCUAGGACUUCUCUACGCUGGUUAAACUGGGCGAUGGAAAGCAGCGUUAGGAGUAACAUGUCCUCAAUUAAAAUGAAAGAAAAAUUAGAAGAAGCAAUAAAUACUGCCCCAACUUUCCUGUUGCUAUGUUCAGUGCCCUCCUGAAACUUGCUUUUGUUCCCUUGGUUUGAAGCAUUGAGAAAUUUAAUAUUGCCCCCAAUGUUUGGGCACAGUGUCCUAGUGCUCCUGAUAAUGCCACCAAGGUUGGAAAUGAAGGUGCGUGUUCCUACCUUCUCCCCUGGACUUGACCUCACUUGCUAGGCUGUACCCCACUAACUCCUCAUCCAUCCGUUAGCCAACUUCUGUGUCCGAAUUUUUCUGAGAGUAUUACCCUUCUGUCCUCUUUUAUAUGUGGAGUUCUCUCCUCUUUAUGUCCUGAGACUGACACCGGAUGACACUGGAGCGGGAAGUCAUUCUGUCUGUACCGCAGGCCUCGUCAUGUUCAGUGGGCUGUUUCCGCUUGAGGGUGGCUUUCUCUGGAGCAUUGGUUAGAGCAGCUUUGUUGUCGUGUUUCUGGAUUCUCUUCCCCUUUUACGUAAAUAUUCUUGCCUACUUUGUGGCACAUGCCAUAUAAAAAAUUAACCCUGAUACUGACGAGUACAACCUUUCCAAAUUCUGAAAGGCUAGUACCACUCUUUGGCUCUCUGUUCUCUGUGCUCCUCCAAAUAGCUUUAAAAUGUGGGCUUUUGUGAAGACCACUUGCAAACAAGGGAGCAUCCAAACCCGCAUUUGAUACCGCCAGCAUAGGGAACUUGGAAACAAGUGAAGGGAAUGGUGUAUCCACUCCACAUUUUCAUUGGCAGUUGCCCCCGAAAAGCCCUUUCCGCAGAUGAGGGUUGUCAGGGAGGAGAGAUGAAGAAGCUAUGUUAAUUUCUGGUGAGUAAGACGUGGGGAAUGUUUGGCAAUGACAAAAGAAAUAAAGGACUCUUGGUUAGAAUGCUGUUUCCAGUUCUUUGACUUCUUGCCGAAGCUCUAUGGGGGUUGAAGAUGAGCAGAGAUGGGCAGGAGUUCGAACUGAGUUCCACAGACAGUUGUCGCAAUAAUUCUUUCACUCCUGAGAUCUGCUAGUUAAAAUGAACAGGUUGAGAAUCAAAUAAAUUGGUAUAGAAAACUUGCCUAGUCCCAACCAGGAUCUUUUCUAGCACUCCUUUGUUACUUCCUGAGGCCAGAAAUCAGCAGAAUUCAAUAUGGAUAAUCCUAAUCACACUGAGUUAAACUUUUUGAAAAAGUUUUUAAAAAGAAACUCAUUUGAAUAACAUAAACUAAGUUUAUGAGGUAUAUCUAGGUUUUGGAGCAAAGUAAAUUGCUGCAUGGUGUGGAAUGUUAACGGUCACUUUGAAAACAAUUUGGCCAUAUUUACUGAAGUUGAUGGUGCACCCUCUGGGCAGUUUGAGUCUGUGGUACAUACAGAGAAGCUCCCCUUGGCCAGGUACACCAAGACUUGUAAACAAGGAUGAUUGUCGCAGUACAGUUAAUACUCACCGGAAGCUUUGUGAAAGACUGCUAGCCGUCUGCCACAAUCUGCUGCUGCCUUCCGGGGACUCCAGGACAGAUGGCCAGACUGCAUUCCCCAGCUGUGCCCCUGCUCCCCUCCUCUGUAAUAAUGAAGCAGUGAGCUCACGUCCCUUCCCUAGAAUGUGAGUGGGAGUGCUGUGUGUCACUGGCAGGCUAGAGCCUUUAAGGGUGAGUGUGCACCUCCAUGCUUUCAUUUCCCUUUCUCUGGCUAGAUGCAGAGGGAGAUGGGGCCCAACCUACUCUAACACACAGCCUGAUUAUCCAUCGUAAGAAUAGAUGAAUUGGGGACCAGCACUGUGGCGUAGCGGGUAAAGCUGCCGCCUGCAGUACCGGCAUCCAUAUGGUUGCUAGUUUGAGUCCCAGAUGCUCCACUUCCGAUCCAGCUCUCUGCUAUGGCUUGGGAAAGCAGUAGAAAAUGGCCUUGGGCUCCUG
Lepus europaeus (European hare) is the source of this 4409-nucleotide messenger RNA. RefSeq names its product zinc finger protein 512 (gene ZNF512). The transcript is spliced from 14 exons. NCBI's taxonomy places the organism in Eukaryota, Metazoa, Chordata, Mammalia, Lagomorpha, Leporidae. Gene Ontology annotation, molecular function: zinc ion binding. Bases 113 to 1822 code for a protein of 569 amino acids. The record is from RefSeq and is a predicted model, not a curated record.